GUAAAAUGCGGCGAGACGGUUCCCACCCCGAAGUGGGAUUCCGAACGAGAUGCGUGGCAGAACGCUACGUGGACCUUCUCUGGACGGAUCAGCGAUGACAGACCAAAGGGCGGCAAAGUUUCUCCAUUGCAUGACAGCGACAGUGAGAACAACAGUGAACCAUCGUGGUGGAUCCCAUCAGAUGAAGAAGAUGAUCAGGGAGAAGACAAUCCAGAGGAGCCACCUAGUGUGAUGGCAGCCUUUGAUUCUCUACCGCCAGUUCCCGCCGCUCCAGAAUCCCAUGGCACCACGCAGCCGGCGAAGAAAACGCCAAAGCAGAGGAGGGAGGUGGAUCGGCCGUAUCAUCAGUUCACGGUGGGCAGCCGUGCCGCCAAGAGACGCGCCAGUGCUCACAAGGGUCGAAUAAAGAUUGUUGAGUGCCAUUGUUUGCUGGUGCCUGCUGCCCAUCUCAGGUCUGACGAGUGCGUCUAUGGCUGCAAUGUCAAAUUGUCUGAGGACUCAAUGAGCAUGAUCCAGGCAGCACAAGAUGCCACAGUGCUGUGGCCAAGCGUGAGGUACAGCAAGUACACUUCGCCAUCUGUCUGGGGCCUCGCAGUCCACAGGCGUUUUGACGUUGUGAUGAAAGCACUGAAAGCUGGCGAACGAAAGCCUUUUUUGGAAAACUGUUUGAAGCUUCUCGUGCAGCUUCCCGAUGUCACAGAGUCUGUGCCGAGCCGGCGUGGAGGAA
Cladocopium goreaui is the source of this 727-nucleotide messenger RNA. The record is from the annotation of a GenBank genome assembly. Lineage: Eukaryota; Dinophyceae; Suessiales; Symbiodiniaceae.